AUGCCUCUCUGCUGUACGCCGAGCAGCGAGGACAUUCUAGUUGACCGAGACAGUGACUCAAGUCUGGAGAACUCUGAGCCCUGGAGUUUGACUGCACUGUCUCUCUGGAAAUGUGACUAUAAUGGUUUUUUCCGGAAAAAUGCUUAUCUUCUGCUCAUUGUGGCUGCUAUUGUCCUGGGUACCUGUCUGGGUUACGCUCUACAUGCCUCUAACAUGACGGACCUGCAAAUCUACUACCUCCUGUUUCCUGGAGAACUGCUGCUGAGAAUGUUGCAGAUGAUGUUCCUUCCUCUCGUCAUCUCCAAUCUGAUCACAGCCAUGUCGUCAGUGGACAAGACGUCCUCGGGGAAAAUGGGGCUCUUUGCUUUUUGUUAUUACGUGACGACCACUUUCCUGGCUGUGUUCACUGGCAUCGUCCUAGUGGUUCUAAUCCAGCCAGGGAAAUCCCUCACGCCCAACGUGUCCCCUGGUGAUACAACGGACUCCAUACACCCAGUGGAUGCCUUUCUGGAUCUGAUCAGAGAUAUGUUUCCUACAAAUCUGGUGGAGGCCUGUUUCAGAAAGUAUAAAACAAUUUAUUCUGAAAUGGAAACUCUCGAUGUCAACAUGACAGUAAAAAAUAACCCAACACCGACCCCAGGCACCAUCGACGGGGUCAACAUUCUGGGCUUGGGGGUCUUCUGCAUCGUCUUUGGCCUCGUUCUGGCCAAAAUGGAGGAUGAGGCGAAACCUCUGAAGGACUUCUUUGGCUGCCUCAGUAAAGCCAUCAUGCGUCUGGUUAGUGUCUUCCUCUGGUAUUACCCGGUAGGAAUCUUCUUCUUGGUUGCAGGACAGAUUUUGAAGCUGAAGGACCUCAGUGUUUUAGGACCACAGGUUUGCAUGUAUGCUCUCACUGUGAUCACUGGCCUGGCCAUCCACUGCUUGUUCACCAUGCCGCUCAUCUAUUUAAUUUUCGCACGCAAAAAUCCCUUCAAAUUCAUGGCUAGUCUCCUGGAGGCUCUCACCACCGCCUUAGGGACUUCAUCCAGUUAUGUGACGCUACCCAUCAGCAUGAAGUGUCUGGAGAAUAAUCUGAGGUUGGACAAACGGGUGACGCGCUUCAUGAUGCCUAUAGGUGCCGUCUUGACCAUGGAUGGAACAGCCCUCUAUGAGGCUGUCGCUACCAUAUUCAUAGCCCAGGUUUACAAUAUGGAACUUGAUCUGGGUCAAAUCAUCAUCAUCAGUAUGACUGCGACAGUGGCAUCUAUCGGAGGCUCAGGUAUCCCACAGGGCGGCAUAGUAACCAUGGCGAUGGUGCUGUCAUCAGUUGGCGUGCCCCUUGAAGGCGUUUCCUAUAUCAUCCCAGUUGACUGGAUGAUGGAUCGUUUGAGGACGACCACCAACGUGCUGAGCGACUGUUUCGGUGUGGGAGUCGUGCAUCACCAGCUGCAGGCUCCUGCAGAGGACUGGUUGGUGGAGGAAGAGGCAGAGAUACCUUUUGACUGA
Molecule: messenger RNA, 1485 nt
Organism: Limanda limanda (common dab)
Lineage: Eukaryota; Metazoa; Chordata; Actinopteri; Pleuronectiformes; Pleuronectidae
Product: excitatory amino acid transporter 1-like
Exons: 10
Coding region: 1-1485 (494 amino acids)
Biological process (GO): L-glutamate transmembrane transport
Cellular component (GO): plasma membrane
Molecular function (GO): L-glutamate transmembrane transporter activity; glutamate:sodium symporter activity; neutral L-amino acid transmembrane transporter activity
Source: RefSeq, a predicted model, not a curated record